UUUGAUUGAAGAUUCUAUACACAUCGCAUUGUUUACAUAUUAAGAUUGAAGAUUGCUCCCUCCGAUUCUCUCUGUUAUAUAUUUAACACUAUUAUUUUAAACUAAGGUUCGUAUACGUCUAAUGGACUAUACAUUAAAAAUUUACGACAUGUUUAGAUAAUUCUACUUUUAAUAUUUUUCCAAUUAUUUAUUGUUAUCUAGAUAUUUUAUUGGGUGAAAAGAAGAUAUUUUCAUAAAUAGUUUUACCAUGGGUCUAUAAAUAAAGAUAAAGAAGCCCUGACCAAGUACAUCACACUCGACACCCUUCAUUGGUAAAUCAGCAAAUAAAAAAGCAAGAAAAAGAUGUGGGAUGAAACUGUUGCUGGACCUAAGCCGGAGCAUGGCCUUGGCCGUCUCCGCAAUAAGAUCACCGCUCAACCCAUAGAGAUCAAAGGUGUAGGAGAAGGGAGCAGCAGUAAGACUGUGCCGGCGGCGGGGAGUCCAGGAACUCCGACGACGCCAGGGUCUGCGCGUAAGGAGAACGUGUGGAGGAGUGUGUUCCAUCCAGGAAGUAAUAUAGCCACCAGAGGAAUGGGCACUAACCUCUUUGAUAAGCCUUCUCACCCAAACUCUCCCACCGUAUACGACUGGCUGUACAGCGACGAUACCAGAAGCAAGCACCGUUGAAGCGAGAGGAUGGAGUGACAUGCUGGUGAUGUAAAAAUGUGUCUGUUUUUCUUGUUUUUUUGCUGUAUUCGCAACUUUUUUCUUUAUUUCUUGUUGUUGUGACCGUUUGAUCUCCAUUAUCUGUGAUGGUUUUAACGGUGGAGAUGCUUCCUCUUGUCUUUGUAAUGUUUCUACUGUUUGGUAAUUGAUAUAUUUAACUUUUAGCUUCUAA
This is a messenger RNA of Brassica napus (rape), 877 nucleotides long. RefSeq names its product dormancy-associated protein homolog 1. The record is from RefSeq and is a predicted model, not a curated record. Bases 343 to 666 code for a protein of 107 amino acids. The transcript has 3 exons. Lineage: Eukaryota; Viridiplantae; Streptophyta; Magnoliopsida; Brassicales; Brassicaceae.